CUACACUUUGUCCUGGCCCUCACCCUGUGACAGACGCUCCAGCAAGAUGAAUCUCAACUUCACCUCCCCUCUCCAUCCGGCAUCUUCUCAGAGGCCCACGUCGUUUUUCAUAGAGGACAUUCUCCUACACAAGCCCAAGCCGCUGAGAGAGGUGGCCCCUGACCACUUUACGAGCUCUCUGGCCUCUAGGGUGCCUUUGCUAGACUAUGGCUACCCCCUUAUGCCCACACCCACCCUCCUCACCCCUCAUGCCCAUCACCCUCUGCAUAAGGGGGACCACCAUCAUCCUUAUUUCCUGACCACCUCGGGGGUGCCGGUCCCGGCACUGUUCCCGCACCCGCAGCAUGCGGAGCUGCCGGGAAAGCAUUGCCGCCGCCGCAAAGCUCGCACCGUAUUUUCUGACUCGCAGCUCUCCGGCCUGGAGAAAAGGUUUGAAAUCCAGCGCUACCUGUCGACACCAGAGCGUGUGGAGCUGGCCACAGCCCUCAGUCUCUCCGAGACUCAGGUGAAAACGUGGUUCCAGAACCGGCGGAUGAAGCAUAAAAAGCAGUUGAGGAAAACUCAAGACGAACCAAAAGCCGCAGACGGGCCUGAGAGCCCCGAGGGCAGCCCCCGUGCCCCAGAGGCCGCCGUCACCGACGCUCGGCUGAGUCUGCCUGCCGGCGCCUUCGUGCUUACUGAGCCGGAGGACGAGGUGGACAUUGGGGACGAAGGCGAGCUCAGCUCAGGGCCGCACGUGCUCUGAAUGGCCAUGCUGGGGAUACCCGGGAGAAAAGGUCGCGGGGACCUUGCCGGGCGGAAAGACUCGCCGAAACUCCAGACUCUAUUCCAGCCGCCCGGGCUGGAAG
This is a messenger RNA of Myodes glareolus (Bank vole), 848 nucleotides long. NCBI's taxonomy places the organism in Eukaryota, Metazoa, Chordata, Mammalia, Rodentia, Cricetidae. The record is from RefSeq and is a predicted model, not a curated record.